Eremomyces bilateralis CBS 781.70 is the source of this 1113-nucleotide messenger RNA. Its product is annotated as WD repeat-containing protein-like protein. The record is from RefSeq and is a predicted model, not a curated record. The coding region runs from base 19 to 1113 and encodes 364 amino acids. The transcript is spliced from 3 exons. Gene Ontology annotation, molecular function: protein binding; chromatin binding. Gene Ontology annotation, cellular component: Set1C/COMPASS complex. Lineage: Eukaryota; Fungi; Ascomycota; Dothideomycetes; Eremomycetales; Eremomycetaceae.
GCUACUCUCGAUAGCUCUAUGGCCUCACAAGGUCAUCCAAUUCACAAAAUAAACGACAUAAUAUCUACCUUCCGACCAACCAAACGAUUCCGACCCGACGACCAGAAAACCUCAGUAACUUCCCUCGAUUUCGACGACACGGGCGAACUCGCCAUCAUUGCCCGGAACGAUGACACCCUCCAAAUAUACAACUGCAAGGAAGGGAAACAUGCCAAAGAACUCAAGUCCCAGAAGUAUGGAGUCCACCUUGCACGCUUUACACACCACGCCCAGAGUAUCUUGUACGCCUCAACGAAGGUUGACGAUACCAUCCGAUACCUAUCGACCCACGACAACAGCUAUAUCCGUUACUACAGAGGGCAUACUGCGCCGGUUACAUGUAUAACGCUGUGUCCGUCGAGCGACACGUUCAUGUCAUGUUCGCUCGAUGACACGGUGCGCCUGUGGUCUUUAAACAGCCAAAACGCCCAAGGGAUUCUGAAGCUCCGCGCCCCCAGUCUCGCUGCCUAUGAUCCUUCGGCCUCUGUCAUUGCCGUCGCGUCGCCCUCAUCGCAAACCGUGCUCCUGUACGACCUGAGAAACUACGACAAACCACCGUUCGCCAGUUUCGAUCUGGGGGGCCUAGAGAGACGGUUAUUAUCACCGCAGAGCUCUCACCAGAAGUCAUUGAGCGACUGGACCAAAAUCGAGUUCACGAACGACGGUAAGAGUAUCCUCGUCGGAACCGCCGGCGCCGGGCAUUUCUUAAUCGACGCCUUCGACGGCUCCCUCCGCCAUUUCCUCGCCAAAGCCGGCUCGGGCUCCCUCCGCACCCCUCCAUCCGCGACCCCUUCCUCAUCGGCCAAUUCUACCAGCGACGCCCAAGCCCGCCCUGCGCUAGGCCAAGGCGACAUCUGCCUCUCUCCCGACGGCCGCUAUGCCAUCGAGGGCGGGGGAUUGCUGGUGUGGGAUUUGCACAGCGCGCAGACGGAGGACCGCAUAUUGCGUCCGUCCGCUGAGCUUCCCGGUCCCGGUCGGCAAGAGGUGGUGGGUUAUAACCACCGGAUGAACCUCAUUUGUAGCGCCGACAAGGACAUGUUGAUCUGGUUGCCAGAUGGGGAGUUGGCCCCUUGA